GCGGGAAACGGUGAACUGAGUAGGCGUCUUUUUUUGGCUUUUGUAAAUUUAAUUUGAAAUAAGGAUCAAAUAAGUGGUGUAUUGUAUAUAUUUUGUUACUUUUUAUCUGUAUUUACGUAGUUCUUGUGUAAUUUCAUCAGUUAUUCGGUAAGUCAUUGCAUUUUGAUUUUUUCGUGAUGUGUGAACCUGACGACCCUGGGGGAGGCGUAGUCCCCCAGGCGUCCAAUUUUGUUACGAUUUCUAAUAAUUUAACCGAUAUGGAAACCGAUGGAUCAUUAUUUGACACGGAUGGGUCUGGAAAUAAUGUCAUUUCAAAGAAUAAACGUAAACGUUCCUCUGUGCAAAAAGUUUGUAAACACUGCAACAAAAAACGGAGAAGGAAUCGAAAAUCUAACUUAGGCGGCACUGCUAGUGAAUUUGAAUGCCAAUGUAUCAAUGAACUUGCUACUCUAACGCAAACCGCUUCAACUCCUACUGAUUCUUCACAAGUAGGUGAUACACUUGUCCCAGGUCAAAAGACUAGUGAAAUUCCAGGUUCUAGUGAAACACGUACUCCUGUAGGAAGAGACCUUUAUGUAGCUACUGACUUAGCCCCUUACACAGUUCAUGUGCAAAAAGAACAAUCCUCUCCAAACGAAAAUUGCACCUUACACCCCGUAUCAUUUGGGCAUUUUCUCAAAAGAAACAAUAUUAAAAAUAUUGUCAAUGGCAGUCUUAAAAGGAUAGGUAGGAAUAGAAUUUCAAUUGCAUUCUCCAACUUUGAGGAUGCCAACGCUUUCCUCAACAGUAACUUGCUGAAAUCAAAUACUUACAAAGCAUUCAUACCCACAUUUAAUGUGACACGGAUGGGAGUCAUCAGAGGUGUACCUGUGGGCUGGAGUGAUGAGGAUAUAAUAAAUAAUAUUAGUGUUCCUACAGGAUGUGGAAAUAUAAUAAAGGUAAGGCGCUUAAAGAAAAAGACAACUUCUAUUGGCAAAACUGAGUUUGUGCCAAUUGAAACUGUUGUAGUGACAUUUGAUGGACAGAUUUUACCAAAAAGAGUAUUCCUAUGCUACAACUCGCUUCCUGUGGACCUGUAUAUUUACCCCACAAUACAGUGUUUUCAGUGCUGCAGAUAUGGACAUGUAAAGAGUCAAUGCCGAUCAUUAGCAAGGUGUUUUAAAUGUGGAAUGGGACACACAGGUGACACUUGUGAUGUUGAUGAGGAAAAUAUAUCCUGUUUCUUGUGUUCUGGACUUCAUAUGGCCACAAGUAGGAAAUGUCCUGAGUAUGAUAGGCAAAGAAGCAUCAAAGAAUCCAUGGCUAAAAGCUGCAUAACUUAUUCAGAGGCACUAAAAUUACAUCCUCCGAUAUCAAAGUCAUACGCUGACGUUUUGGUAUCGGGGCGUUCUAGCCAACAAAAUCCUUUGAUUCCUCUCAGCCCACAGCAACCACAUAAUAAUAAUAAACAGAACACUUUAAACUCGUCUUAUAAGAAAACAGUUUUCAUAAAACCUAGAACACCGCAUAGGCCUGGUAAAGGUUAUGAUCGUCAUGAACACGAAGCACUAACUAAAGACUACAAUACUCCUAUCUCCCCCAGUAGAAGCAUUCUAAAUAAUGAUACAAACAGUUCACUUUCUAACCUCCCUAUUAGAGACCUUAUCAUUGCGCUUAUCACAUCUUUGACACAUAACAACAUAUUACCGUCCAACGUUGCCAUACCGAAAAAUGAUGUACUAGUAAAUAAUAUUUCUACUGUUUAUGGGGAAAAAGUCCCUAAUAGUGCAGUGGAAUUGCAGGAGCAUUAAUAAUAAGAAAAGCGACUUAAAUUAUAUAAUAAAUUCCAUAGAUCCAUUUAUAAUAGCUCUACAAGAAACUUGGCUUCGGCCUGACUCUGUUUUUAAAAUUUCCGGUUUUUCUUGUAUUCGAGAAGACCGUUUUGACAACUAUGGUGGGGUUGCCCUACUUAUAAGGCACCCAAUACCAUUUGUACAUAUUCCUAUUCCGCAGCAUAGUAAUGAUUUUUCGAUUAUCGCUGCUUCUGUAAAUAAUAUUUCUUUUGUUUCAAUAUAUAUUCCACAUCCCUCAACUUCUAUUUUUGAUGAAAUCGAACCAAUUUUGAGUGCAAUACCUAAACCUGUUGUAAUAAUGGGGGAUUUUAACUCUCAACACCAAUCUUGGGGAAGUACUACUUCUAAUCACUAUGGAAAUCGCAUUCUUGACUUUUUGGAUAGAAAUAAUUUAUGUUUCCUAAAUACUGGAAAUGCUACACGGCGCACCCUUCCUGACGAAGGGGUGAGUGCUCCUGAUCUCACUAUCUGCAAUCCCAGCCUUGCGUCCUCUCUAACGUGGUCGACCUUACCUUCUACAUACGGAAGCGAUCACUAUCCGAUAUCUAUAACCUUUCCAACUGACCAAAAGAUAUAUCCUGCUCGUCCACCACGCCAAAAGCACAAAUUACAAAACGCCGAUUGGGAUUUAUUUAAAGAAAGAGUUCAAGAAAAGGUUUCGUCACUGCCUCCUAUAAUUAAUACCAAUCAUAGCGAAUGUGCGGAGGCUUUAGCUUCGUUAUUGUUAGAGACUGCUGACGAAACCUUUCCUUCAAAAAAUCCUGCUCGUAAUAAGUUACCUGCUCCCCCUUGGUGGGACUCUGAAUGCUCUGGUGCUAUUAAAGAAAGAAAGGCAGCUGAAAAAAAGUAUGUUUCGGACUCGACUGAAGAAAAUUUUCAAUAUCUUUCGCAAGUUACUGCUAGUACAAGAAAACUUUUUAAACAAAAGAAAUGGGAAAGUUGGAAGAAUUUCUGCUUUUCCAUCUCUCCAGAUACGCCUUCAUCUGCAAUUUGGUCGAACAUUAGACGAUUUAGGUCAGCUUUUAAAGAAUCCACCCCAAAGGUUCUCCCUACAUCGUUAACCGAGAAAUUUUUAGAUAGAUUAGCUCCAUCAUCUGUCCCGGAAUUAAUUACUCCCUUGGUUAUGUCUAUGUCAGAUAACGUACAAUCUGGACUAAAUGCUCCCUUCAGUUUAAUUGAACUUAAAGGUGUUCUUUCUUACGUCAAGGACUCAUCACCUGGUCCUGAUGGAAUUCCUUACUCUUUUCUCACUCAGCUUUCGGAUUCAUCUUUGAAUUAUUUUUUGAAUUUAAUUAACUCUAUAAUAUUUACUGGAAAUAUACCCUCUUCAUGGAAAGUUCAAGAAGUUUUCCCUGUACUAAAACCAAAUAAAUGCCCCUCAGAGGCAGAAUCAUAUCGCCCAAUAGCUCUUUCUUCGGUUAUGGCUAAAAUUGCGGAACACUUAGUUAAAAACCGAUUAGAGUGGUAUGUGGAGAAUAAAGGAUUUCUAAGCAAUAGUCAGUUUGGUUUUCGAAAAGGUAGGAGCACGUCAGAUAGCAUUGCAAUAUUCACCACUGACAUAAGACUAGCGUUUUCGAUUAAUGAACAUUUGUUAGCAGCUUUUCUAGAUAUUUCCGCCGCGUACGAUAACGUAGUGUUGUCCGUACUUGUAGAAAAAUUGUAUAAAUUAGAGGUUCCUGUGAUUUUAAUAAAUUUUAUUGUAAAUAUCUUAGUCGGAAGAAGUGUACAUAUUUUUAAUGAAGACUUGGAAAAAAGAACGAGGUUAUUAUGGAAUGGGCUCCCUCAAGGUUCCGUUUUAAGCCCUCUUCUUUUUAAUAUUUACUCACAUGAUCUAGAAUCUGCCUUUAGUAAUGACAUUAGCGUACUCCAAUACGCUGACGAUUUAGUUUUGUAUAUAUCUGGAAAGAAUACUGAAAUCUUAUGUAAUACUUUGAACCAUAAUCUUUCAGUUUUAAAAUUGUGGUUAGAUAAUAACGGCAUGACUCUAUCCGUACCUAAAAGUUCGGUUGUUCUUUUCACUCGAAUGAGAUGUCCACCACCAAUUACAAUUUCUUAUGAUAACAUCCAAAUGCCGAUAAGUAACGAAGCUAAAUUUUUGGGAGUCAUUUUAGAUUCAAAGUUAACAGGACUUUCACAUUUCUAUUAUAUUAGUGCAAAAUGCGAACGCUUACUUAAUAUUCUAAGAUGUCUGCGGGGAGUAUGGUGGGGAGCUCAUCCGUUUUCACUAAAACUUCUCUAUAAUGCAAUCAUCAGAAGCAUUCUUGACUAUGGAACACAAUUCCUGGAACCUUGCAGCGUGGUUGGUUUACGAAAACUAGAUGUCAUACAAACAAAAGCACUACGUACUGUUGUAGGUGCAAUGAAAUCAAGUCCCAAUAAUGCUUUACAAUUAGAAUGCGUGGAUCCUCCUUUAAGACUUCGGCGACAGUUUCUUAGUGAUAAAUUUUUAUUUCGUGCUUUGCAAUUAUCUCAACACCCCCUUUAUCACAGAUUACUAACUUUAUCCGAAUAUAUUCAAUCUUCUUCGUAUUGGACACAUAAAAACCCUCCAUGUUUGGUAAUUAGCUUUCAAAAAUUUAAAUCUCUUCAAGCACCUACGCAUAGAUCACUUUAUCUCCCAAUAUUCUCUUCAGAUUAUGAUUCAUUAGUAUUAUCCCUCAAUAUUUCCUUCGAUAUUAAUAUAUCUAAGAUGGACAGAUAUGCUAACUUAAAGUUUAAUUUAAUAUUAGAAAACGACUGGUUUGAUUGGCAUCAUUUAUAUUGCGAUGCUUCAAAACAUUACCAGGAUGGUCCUGUUGGAGUAGGUGUUUUUCAUCAUCAGUAUAAAAUCCAUCAAAUGAUAAAAUUACCCCCUGAGUCUUCAGUAUUUACUGGGGAAUGCGUUGGUAUACUCAAAUCCUUAGAAUAUAUUCUUUUGAUGAAACUUAAAAAGUCUGUAAUUUUCUCAGAUUCUAAAAGUGCCCUUCAGGCCUUAGCUAAGUACCCCUUUAAAUCUAACAUUUUUUAUCCAGUAAUUAUGAAAUGUAGGAGCUUGUUUCAUAAAUGUAUUUCUUUGGGAUUACAAGUAGCUUUUGUAUGGAUUCCAAGCCAUUGCAACAUAACGGGAAAUGUCAAGGCUGAUCAUUAUGCGAAUGAUGCGGUGUCUAGUGGUGACAAUUUCCCAUACAAAAAUUACUGUCACGAUUUAGUAGCUCUACCUAAAGUGUAUCUUCGUCAAUCGUGGGAACAGGACUGGAGCAUUAGUAGUCAGACCAAAGGAAAACAUUAUAAACAGAUACAACCAACUAUUCCAAUUAAACCAUGGUUUUUCAAAUCCUAUUUACCAAAAAUUGCUACUACAACUCUUAUUCGUAUGAGACUGGGACAUGUGUGUACACCUCAACAUUUGGCACGAAUUCACAUUAUCGCUGAUGAUACUUGUGAAUGUGGAGAUGAAGUAGGCGAUCUAAAUCAUAUCUUUUUUGCCUGCCAGAAAUAUGAUUGCUCCUCCUUUAUCCAGUCAUUAAUAUCCCUCCGUGUCCAACUACCUACAUCCAUAAUUUGUCUGUUAUCCUCUAAUGAUGUAAAUAUAUAUAAAUGUAUAUCUAUGUUUAUUAUUACUUGUGAUAUUAAAAUAUAGUCUGAUACGGCUAUAUUUUAUCCUUUUUGUCAUAAACAUAUUUUUCUAUCUAAUGUACAUAGUAAUAUGAUUAGUUAUUAUUAUCCUGUAAACAAUAACACCAUUCCUGCCUGAUCCUUCAAAAUUUUCGCUCUUCCCGGGUAUUUUCCUUUAAAAUCCGUUUCCCAACCUUUACACCCCGUCAUUGGCAAAUGCACAAGCCGUGCGAGCCA
Messenger RNA from Ostrinia furnacalis (Asian corn borer), 5663 nucleotides. RefSeq lists its product as uncharacterized. The transcript is spliced from 2 exons. The record is from RefSeq and is a predicted model, not a curated record. Lineage: Eukaryota; Metazoa; Arthropoda; Insecta; Lepidoptera; Crambidae. Bases 177 to 1790 code for a protein of 537 amino acids.